AUGUGCACCACAAACAUCUACACAUACGUCCACCCUGACGGACGUCGCGAGCAAUACUCUCAACCCACUCUUUGCUCAAACUCUCGCCAUGGUCAGGUCUGCUCUGCAAACUUUCUCUUUGAGCACCCUCACCAAUACGUUUCUGCUUAUGAUGCUUCUGCUUCAUACCCUUAUGCCUCACAACUGCCUCCUACUCCCCAGCCCUCGACACCUUCGGGAUCAUACCGCUCGGGAGACGAGUCAGACCGUUCCUACUCCAGCUCCAACAGCAAGAAGGACCGUUCUUCAGGAGUUUACAUCAACGGCCAAAAGGUCCUCGACCUGAACCACAAGCAUCGAGGAUCUCGACACCGGCAGGAGCGCAUUGUCUUGGUUGACAGCCCUCGCACUCCUCCUCAACAAUGGUCCGCCCCUCACACUGCUCCCACUUCACCCAACGCAAACACCUACAUGGUCGACUCUUCAAGGGACCCCUACAACCGAAAGCCUGUCAUUGUCGAUGAGCGAACUCUCCAGCCUGAGCGCCGUUUCCAAAUCGAAGUCGUCGACAACCACCACCGCUCCAAGCACCACCGUCACAACUCCAAGGAGAGCCGCCACUCCAACGAAGACGAUGAGCGCCGCCGUCGCCGAGAGGAUAAGCGACAGCAAGAGAAGGAGAAGCUUCUCCAGAAGCGCAUCGCCGAAGCCAACAAAGCCAUUAACGAACGCCCCGUUGCCCUUGCUCCUUCUGCUCCCAGACGCUCAUCCACCUACAAGCGUCCCUCAGUCGAGAUCCCUGUUGAUCAGCUGAGACGCCUGAGCUUUGAGGAGGAGCGCCGUGACGACAAGGCUCGUCGCAUUGCCCGCCGCGAGGAGAAGAAGGAAGAGGAAGCACAGCGCGAGCGUCUUCGUGAGCGCAUGCAACCCAAGCGACGCCUUACAAUCGGAUCUGGAAGCAGACGACCAACAGAAAUCUACGAGCCAGUGUACCGCUAUGAAUAA
Messenger RNA from Fusarium venenatum, 984 nucleotides. RefSeq lists its product as uncharacterized. NCBI's taxonomy places the organism in Eukaryota, Fungi, Ascomycota, Sordariomycetes, Hypocreales, Nectriaceae. The record is from RefSeq and is a predicted model, not a curated record.